CACACAGAUUCUUCAAUUUACUUUAAUGGAAACUCCGUACCCAAACCUCAUCACUCCCUCAACGCCUCGUAUCGGAUGGAUCGGCAUCGGAAUCAUGGGAUCCGCCAUGGUCUCACACAUCCUCGCCGCAGGCUACUCCGUCACCAUCUACGCACGCGACGUCACCAAGUCAACGGACCUUCAAACCAAAGGCGCCCGCACCGCCACCACCCCGAGAGAGCUAGCGGAGAAGAGCGACGUCGUUUUCACGAUGGUCGGAAACGCCAACGACGUCAGAUCACUCCUCCUCGGUCCCGACGGCAUCCUCUCGGGUCUCAGACCCGGAGGAGUAACCGUCGACAUGACCAGCAGCCAGCCUGCGCUUGCGCGUGAACUUCACGCGCAAGCUAGGCGGAGAGACUGCUGGGCGGUUGACGCUCCCGUGUCUGGAGGUGACGCGGGAGCUAGGGAAGGGACGUUAGCGAUUUUCGCGGGAGGAGAUUUAAAGAUCGUUGAGUUGUUGAAACCAGUGAUGAAGUGUAUGGGAACGGUUAAGUAUAUGGGAGGAGCGGGGAGUGGGCAGGGGUGUAAGAUUGGGAACCAGAUAUGCGUUGGGAGCAACUUGGUGGGACUUGCGGAAGGGAUGGUGUUUGCGGAGAAGGCGGGUUUGGAUGCGAAGAAGUGGCUUGAGGCGGUGAAGGACGGUGCGGCGGGGUCGGCGGUUAUGAGGCUUUUUGGGGAGAUGAUGGCGGAGAGGGAGUAUAAGGCGACGGGGUUUGCGGAGUAUAUUGUGAAAGAUUUGGGGAUGGUGGCGGAGGAGGGUGGUGACGUGGCGGCGAUGCCUGGGGCGGGUUUGAGUAAGCAGUUGUUUUCUGGGAUGGUGGCGAAUGGAGAUGGGAAGUUGGGGAUUCAAGGGGUUGUUUCUGUUAUUAGGAGACUUAACGGCAUGUCGUGAUAAGACAGUGUGUUUGUGUUAAAUGGUUUCAUGAAACUUGUCUUCGGUUUGGUGUGUGGUAAUAACAUGGAACCUUACAUUAUACGAGAGUCACUAACAUAUGACAUAACCUAGCUUCUUCCACUUUGGCUAAUAGAUAGAAUCUUGGGACCAAGUGAAUCUAGAAUAAGAACAUCUUCAUGUGUUAAAAAAGAAAGCAAACUAAAGAAGAUUACAAAUAUAGUCAUGAUGGAUUGAAGGCAACGAUCUUCUUUUUGAAAACCAGUGAUCAGAACAGAAGAUAAAGCAGGAAAAAACAAG
Molecule: messenger RNA, 1234 nt
Organism: Eruca vesicaria subsp. sativa (arugula)
Lineage: Eukaryota; Viridiplantae; Streptophyta; Magnoliopsida; Brassicales; Brassicaceae
Source: the annotation of a GenBank genome assembly